CUCUCUCUCUCUCUAUAUAUAUAUAUGUAUGUAUGUCUAUGUAUAUGUAUUUGUAUAUGUGGAUGGAGUUUGAAUAACAAUAAAAGAAGCCUGGAAAUGAAAUUUUAGGGUUCUGAAGGUUUGAAUCAUUUCCAAGUAAAACAGGCAAUUCAUAGGGUGUUGUAAACAAGGCUUUUGAACUGGUAUUCGAUCGCGAACAACAUGAAUUAUAUUAUUGGAGCUUUCAAGCCUGCUUGUAACAUUUCAAUCACAUUUUCUGAUGAGAAAACUCGUAAGAAGGUUCCCAUGAAGAAGGAAAAUGGUCAAACAAUGAUGAUCCCACUCUUCCAAAGUCAAGAAAACAUUGCUGGGAAGAUUUCUAUUGAACCAGUUCAAGGGAAGAGGGUUGAACAUAAUGGGAUUAAAAUUGAACUCCUUGGUCAGAUAGAAAUGUAUUUCGACAGAGGCAACUUCUAUGACUUUACCUCCCUUGUUCGUGAACUGGAUGUUCCUGGUGAAUUAUUUGAAAGGAAGACAUAUCCCUUCGAAUUUUCUACGGUUGAAAUGCCUUAUGAAACAUACAAUGGGGUGAAUGUGCGGCUCAGGUAUGUCCUGAAAGUUACAAUUAGUCGUGGUUAUGCUGGCAGCAUUGUGGAAUACCAAGAUUUUGUGGUUCGCAAUUACAGCCCACCCCCUGAUAUUAACAAUAGUAUUAAGAUGGAAGUUGGGAUUGAAGAUUGCCUUCAUAUAGAAUUUGAGUACAAUAAAAGCAAGUAUCAUCUGAAAGACGUUAUUGUGGGCAAGAUAUAUUUUCUUCUUGUAAGAAUAAAGAUUAAAAAUAUGGACCUUGAGAUCAGACGCAGAGAAUCAACAGGAUCAGGGGCCAACACCCAUGUUGAGACCGAGACACUUGCAAAGUUUGAGUUGAUGGAUGGUGCUCCAGUCAGAGGUGAAUCAAUACCAAUCAGACUGUUCCUUAGCCCCUAUGAACUGACGCCAACACAUCGCAACAUCAACAACAAAUUCAGCGUGAAAUAUUAUUUGAACCUUGUUCUUGUUGAUGAAGAGGACCGCCGGUAUUUCAAGCAGCAGGAGAUCACACUAUACCGCCUUGCAGAAACUUCUUAAUUUUUUCUUACACGAAAUUGCCGUUCCAUCUAGGGAAAAAGGAAUAGAGAAAUUAAUUUCUUCAUGAGAAGACCAUAUGGACCGUGGACGACUGGUCAUAUCAUCAGAACUAUGUUUCUUGAAGAGUGUCACAUUGAAUUUGUAUUUUAUUGGUGAUUCCCCUCUUUGAUACAACAUUGUUAGGUUUGUAUAGACAGGCAUCUUUGUACAUGGGAUUUGCACCUAGGAGUGGGGGACCUCUCUGGUUGAUGUUUUGAUGCUAAUACCUCUAAACUUACAAUAUGCUUUGGUGAUCAACCCAUAUCAUGUAUUCUUUCAAAUAAAGGCAGAUAUAGCAGAAAAAAAUACAUAAUACCAGGUAAUUUUGUAGAUUUGGUUGC
Messenger RNA from Camellia sinensis, 1487 nucleotides. Its product is annotated as vacuolar protein sorting-associated protein 26B. NCBI's taxonomy places the organism in Eukaryota, Viridiplantae, Streptophyta, Magnoliopsida, Ericales, Theaceae. The record is from RefSeq and is a predicted model, not a curated record. Gene Ontology annotation, biological process: intracellular protein transport.